Molecule: messenger RNA, 9804 nt
Organism: Loxodonta africana (African savanna elephant)
Lineage: Eukaryota; Metazoa; Chordata; Mammalia; Proboscidea; Elephantidae
Gene: ZNF660
Product: zinc finger protein 660
Exons: 7
Coding region: 338-3418 (1026 amino acids)
Biological process (GO): regulation of DNA-templated transcription
Cellular component (GO): nucleus
Source: RefSeq, a predicted model, not a curated record
GGGGCUGUCGCCGCGGGUGCCCCAGGGAGCGGUCCUGGAGCGGGAGGAGGCAGGGCCGGGGUCGUCAGGCCCCAGCCGCCGCGGCCCGGAGCUCAGGUCGCCGGCGCCAGCCCGGACCACGCUCCGCCCCCAUGAUGCUCAGAAGUCGCCGGACGCGGAGCUACCUUUUUGUCCCGUUUCUCUGACCAGCCGUGCCUUGCACCGAGCCGGGCAUCUGCGGGCACAGCGAUGAACAGGGUCGACGUGGUCAGGUGACACUCCAUUGCCUUCUUCUCACUGACCUUGAAAUACAGCUCCGGAGACCUGAAUUACAGCUGGAACAAACCACGGGGUCACAAUGGCCAUGGAAGGCAGGGGAACAUUAGGCCUCACCCCCAGGGGUCCUGUUUUCCAGAAGCAGGAGGGGCGCCUGGCUGUGAAGCAAGAGCCAGGGAACCAGACUUGGGGGCGGAGCUGCAGUCUCCAGAAGAACCACCCUCCUGUCUGCGAAAUCUUCCGGCUACACUUCAGGCAGUUAUGUUACCACGAGAUGUCUGGGCCCCAGGAGGCUCUGAGCCGACUCCGGGAGCUCUGCCGCUGGUGGCUGAUGCCAGAGGUACACACCAAGGAGCAGAUCCUGGAACUCCUGGUGCUGGAGCAGUUCCUGAGCAUCCUACCUGGGGAGCUGCAGACCUGGGUGCAGCUGCAUCACCCCGGGAGUGGGGACGAGGCCGUGGCCGUGGUGGAAGAUUUCCAGAGACACCUCAGUGGACCAGGAGAGGUUUCAGCCCCUGCAGAGGAACAGGAAAUGCAUUUGGAGGAGACAACAGCUCUGGGUGCAACAGAGGAAUCACCUCCUACCUCACCCCUCAGCAGGGGCUCAGUCCCUGAAACACACCUAGAGCCUCCCCAUGACCCCGUGGCACAGCAUCUCCCCAACGGGCACUUUGCUCCACUUGCUUCCCCAGUUCCUGCCCUGGUGGGGAACUCAGGAGACCAAGCAGUGACAUCUGUGCUUCGGAUGGUCAGACCCCAGGAGUCUGCAGCAUAUGAGGACCUAUCUGUGGACUAUACUCAGAAGAAGUGGAAAGGUCCGGCACUCAGUCAGAGAGCCCUGUACCGGAACAUGAUGCUGGAAAAUUAUCGCAGCAUGGCCUCAUUGGCAAGUGAGAACAGAAUGGAGAGUUCAGAGUUGACUCCAAAGCCAGAGCUUUCUAAGGGACCUGGGUCAUCUGAGAGGACAUCAGGAGGACUUCAUGGUAUGGCUCUUGGGGCACCAGAGGCUGGAGAUGCCUGUGAAGAUAUCUUAAAGAAUCUAGAACAGCAGCCCUCAGAUGAAGAAGGGAGCAGACUAGAAAGUAAUUUCUUGGAAAUAACAGAUGAGGAUAAAAAAAAAAACAUAAAAGACAAAUGUGAGAAAUAUAAGGAACUCGGUGAAUAUUUUAACCUGUCCUCCAGUCCUGCUGAACAUCAAGGAGUUCUGAAGGGACAGAAAUUCUAUCAGUGUGAUGAGUGUGGCAAAGCUUUCAAUCGGAGCUCACACCUCAUUGGCCAUCAGAGAAUCCACACUGGAGAGAAACCCUAUGAGUGUAAUGAAUGUGGCAAGACCUUUAGGCAAACCUCUCAGCUCAUCGUUCAUCUCAGAAUCCACACGGGGGAGAAGCCCUACGAAUGCAACGAGUGUGGGAAAACCUACCGGCACAGCUCCCAUCUCAUUCAACACCAGAGACUCCAUGAUGGGGAGAAACCAUAUAAAUGUAAUGAAUGUGCAAAAGCCUUCACUCAAAGUUCCCAACUCAUUGACCACCAGAGAACUCAUACUGGGGAGAAACCAUAUGAAUGCAACAAGUGUGGGGAAGCCUUCAUUCGGAGUAAAAGCCUUACCCGACAUCAGGUACUUCACACAGGGGAGAAACCUUACAAGUGUAAUGAGUGUGGGAAAGCUUUCUGUUCCAAUAGGAAUCUUACUGACCAUCAGAGAAUCCAUACUGGGGAGAAGCCUUAUGAGUGUAAUGAGUGUGGCAAGGCCUUCAGUCGGAGUAAAUGUCUUAUUCGACAUCAGAGCCUCCACACUGGGGAAAAACCGUACAAAUGUAGUGAGUGUGGGAAAGCCUUUAAUCAGAACUCUCAACUGAUUGACCAUGAACGAAUGCAUACUGGAGAAAAACCUUUUGAAUGUAGUGAGUGUGGGAAGGCAUUCAGUCUAAGUAAAUGUCUUAUUCGGCAUCAGAGACUUCACACAGGUGAGAAGCCCUACAAAUGCAAAGAGUGUGGAAAAUCCUUCAAUCAAAACUCACACCUCAUUAUACACCAGAGAAUUCACACUGGUGAGAAACCCUAUGAAUGCAAUGAAUGUGGCAAGGUCUUCAGUUAUAGCUCUAGCCUUAUGGUACAUCAGAGAACCCAUACUGGGGAGAAGCCCUAUAAAUGCAACGACUGUGGGAAGGCCUUUAGUGACAGCUCACAGCUUAUUGUGCACCAGAGAGUUCACACAGGAGAGAAACCCUAUGAAUGUAAUGAGUGCGGGAAAGCCUUCAGUCAGCGUUCCACUUUUAAUCACCACCAGCGAACUCACACUGAAAAAAAACAUUAUGUAUGUAGUGAGUGUGGGAAAGCCUUUAGUCAGAGUGCAAACCUUACAGUACAUGAGAGAAUCCACACAGGAGAAAAGCCCUAUAAGUGUAAGGAGUGUGGCAAAGCCUUCAGCCAUAGCUCCAACCUUGUGGUUCAUCGGAGAAUCCACACUGGACUGAAGCCCUACACGUGCAGCGAAUGUGGGAAAUCGUUCAGUGGUAAGUCACACCUUAUUCGGCACCAGGGGAUUCACAGUGGGGAGAAAACCUAUGAAUGUAAGGAGUGUGGGAAAGCCUUUAGUCGGAGUUCAGGUCUUAUUUCACAUCACAGAGUUCACACUGGGGAGAAGCCCUACACAUGUAUUGAGUGUGGGAAAGCCUUUAGCCGUAGUUCAAACCUUACUCAGCACCAGAGAAUGCACAAAGGAAAAAAAGUUUACAAAUGUAAGGAGUGUGGGAAAACAUGUGGUUCUAACAUGAAGAUUAUGGACCACCAGAGAAUUCACACUGGGGAGAAGCCUUAUGAAUGUGAUGAGUGUGGAAAGGCUUUCAUCUUGAGGAAGACCCUUAAUGAACAUCAGAGACUUCAUCGUAGAGAGAAGCCCUACAAAUGUAAUGAAUGUGGGAAAGCUUUUACUUCUAACCGAAACCUUAUUGAUCAUCAGAGAGUUCACACUGGAGAGAAACCCUAUAAAUGUAAUGAAUGUGGGAAAACCUUCAGGCAGACUUCUCAAGUUAUUCUACAUUUGAGAACCCACACAAAAGAGAAACCCUAUAAAUGUAGUGAGUGUGGGAAAGCCUAUCGUUACAGCUCACAGCUUAUUCAACACCAGAGAAAACAUAAUGAGGAGAAAGAAGCCUCGUAAAUAACAUAGAUUAUUGGUAGUAGGGUUUAUUGCUACUUUUCUGAAAAGCAGUUUGUCGGUAUCUUCAACCUUAAUUCUACUUCUAAGAAUUCCUGUAGGGAAAGUAAUCAGAAGUAGACAAAGAUCAACGAAAGGGAUAUUCAUGUCAGCAUCAUAUAUAAUUAUAAGAAGAAAACUAGGUUUUUAACAGUAUAAAGUUUAAAUGAGUGAUAAUCCAUCCCAUAAGACUGGUUUUGUAGCCCCUAUAAAUAUUUGUAAAGAAUAUUUAAUGCCACAGAGAAAUGAUUUGGAUUAAAUGAAAGAUAAAGAAAAAAACAAUGAAGAACGAUCCAAUAAAAAAUAUAUACAUAUAUAUGUACACACAUACAUAUGUACACACACAUGUGUUAUGGGUGUAUAUAUGAAAAAAUGGGAAGGAAAUAAAUCAAGCCAAAAUGUUAACAGUUAUUUCUGGAUGAUAGGAUUAUAGGUGAUUUCUAUUUUCUUUAUACUUUUCUAUGUUCUGUAGAUUUUCUACAAUGAGAAUGUACUACUUUUAUAUUCAGUAAAAAUGUAUUUAUUUUUUAAAUGUAAUGAGCACAUGCUCAUUUUCACUGAACAGUGUUAUGAAAAAAGCACAUAGAACAUAGAGCCUUACAUUCUGGGGUUGUACCCUAAUGCUGGCAUUUAGUAGCAGUGGAGCCAUGGGCAAGUCACUUCCUUUGAUAACCUGUUUCCUAUUCAGUAAAAUCAUAGUAAACAGAUACUAUGAUUAAUAAGCUGACUUAACAAUUGUCAACAAAGUAUAUACUCUCCUUAUUUAAUUACUGUUGGGUUAGAAGAGGAAACCCUGAUGGCCUAGUAGUUAAGAUCUAUGACUGCUAACCAAAAGAUCAGCAGUUUGAAUCCACCAGGCGGUCCUUGGAAACUAUGGGGCAGUUCUACUCUGUCCAGAGAGUCUCUAUGAGUCAGAAUUGACGUGGUGGCAACAGGUUUCGUUUUUUUUUUUUGUUUCUUGGGGGGUUAAAAGAACAGCAAAAUUCCCUGUAUCCUUCUCUCACACAGUUUUGGAAGAAUCUGGAGAUAAAGGAGUACACUUAGGCUCCAGAACAUUGUGUCCUUAUGAAAUUGAAACAAUUGGAGGUUCAGAAACCUUAAUACCACCAUAAUAUAAAACCAGUAGAAGACUUUGCCUUCACGUGUUAUGUUUAGUUUAGUGACUAACAGCACUGACUUUGCCUUUGCCUUCACGUGUUAUGUUUAGUUUAGUGACUAACAGCACUGACUUUGGGAUUAGAGAAAUCUGUGUUCUAAUCCAGAUGUGCCACUUAGUAGUUUUUCGGUUUUGAAAAAGUCACCUGCUCUGAGCCUCAGACUUACCUAUGAAAAGGGAAUAACUACCUACCUCACAGGGUUGUUGUGAGAAUUAAAUGAGGUAAUACAUGUAAUGUUUGACAAGCCUGACACAUGUUAAUGUUUCUGAACACUUUGAGAAAGUGAAUCAAGGUAAAUUUAUGGUACCAUUUAGGAUAUUCUCAGGUGUAAAGAACAGAAAACUAAGUAAUAGUAGCUUAAACCCUAAGAACAGAGAUUGUUAACUUAUGGGGAGGUGUAGAGGUAAGCAAUUCCAAUUUUGGUUUGGCAACUCAAUAGUUCAUCAAAGUUCCACCUUUACUCCAUACCCAACCCACUGCCACUGAGUUGAUUCCGACUCAUAGCGACCCUAUGGGACAGAGUAGAACUGCCCAACAGAGUUUCCAAGGAGUGCCUGGCGGAUUCAAACUGCUGACCUCUUGGUUAGCAGCUGUAGCACUUAACCACUACGCUACCGGGGUUUCCGUCUUUACUCCAUAAUCAUAAGCAUAUUGGCUUUUGUUUUUUGCAUCCUUACGGUUGCAAGAUGGUGGCCAUAGCUGCAGACCUCUUUUUCCUUACAUCGUCCCUUUAAAGUCAGGAAGUGAGGGAAGGGAGCUGGGCAUUUCUCCUCUGCUUCCUUUCUCCUUUCAUUAUUGAGAAAAGUCUUUCCCAAAAAAAGGGACAGUUGCUAAGCAGUCAGUGCUACAGAUGCCCACUAACUUUCCCUGCCUUUCUUUAUGUCCAUCCCUUUAAGAAGGCCUUAACCCAUCUUCAGCCCAUACUUAAAACUUUUAAGUCUCUACGUCAAAAUCUAUCUGGGAAUGCUUAGAAUUUCCCCAUUCUUAGUCCAUUUCUGUUUUCCCUUGUGUAUACCAAGCCCCUAAACUUAAUGCCAUUUGUCUUAUAUACAUACGCAUUGCCGUCAAAUCAAUUUCGACUCACAGCGACCCUGUAGAACUGUCCCUUAGGUUUCCAAGGCUGUACUACUUCCAGAAGCAGACUGCCGCGUCUUUUUCCCACAGAGCAGCUGGUGUGUUUGAACCACUCACCUUUCACUUAGGAGCUGAGUGCUUGACUGCUGAGGCACCGGGGCUCUUAUGCAUGUAGUGAUUUAUUAUUUCAGAAAUUAUUGAGGAUAUGUUAUCUCAUUUGAUCCUCACAACAUUUGUACAAGAAAACUGAGUCAUAGUGACUGACUAGUAGUGGUGCGAGCCAGCAUUUGAACUAGAUCUGACUUCAAAUUCCAUGCUUUGUUCAUUAUACCAAAAUGCCUCUGUCCACUGUGGUGGUUCUGUAUUUGAGUGGGAGACCACUUGGGGACAAUUACUUGACCCUGUCUUCAUAAGAAGGAUGCUAUCAGUCAUCUCUGGGUUGGAUUCCAGGCGGUCCUUGGAAACUAUGGGGCAGUUCACUGUCCAGAGGGUCUCUAUGAGACGGAAUUGACUCGAUGGCAACAGGUUUGGUUUUUUAUAUUUCUUGGGGGGUUAAAAGAACAGCAAAAAUUCCCCGCAUCCUUCUCUCACACAGUUAUGGAAGAAUCCGGAGAUAAAGGAGUACACUUAGGCUCCAGAACAUUGUGUCCUUAUGAAAUUGAAACAAUUGGAGGUUCAGAAACCUUAAGAAUAUCACCAUAAUAUAAAACUAGUAGAAGACUUUGCCUUCACGUGUUGUGUUUAGUUUAGUGACUAACAGCACCGACUUUGGGAUUAGAGAAAUCUGUGUUCUAAUCCAGAUGUGCCACUUAGUAGUUUUUCAGUUUUGAAAAAGUCACUUACUUGCCCUGAGCCUCAGACUUAGCUAUGAGUACAAGGUAUCUCUGCACCUUUUACUUUAGUUUUAAGGUCUUUAUAUUUCUUCCUGGCUGUUACUAGAAAGAAAGUGGACGGUGUGAAGGUUGUAUAUUUGUAUGAAAAAUGACUGAUCUUGCCCUGUUUUGAUAGGAUAGUGGCUUACACAUAAUUUUGUAAUAUAAUUGUUUCUCUUUGCUGGUUAUUCAAAGCAGGGUUUUGAGGGCCUUUAGCAGAUUUGCUGCAUUCAUGGGAUAGGACUGUAUUGUCUAUCACCCUUGGGUAGGGGCUUCCCCAGGGAUCUGGGUAGACACGAGGGUAGUGUAACCCACUUGUGGCAGUAGCUAAACAGCACUGCAGCAGUAAGGGUUCUUCCAUCAUCUUUUCCUUGUCACAUGUGCUUCCAAAAUAAAGGAGUUUGUAAGUAGUCUCAUGCCUUUUGUCAUGCUAGCCAUCUUCUCCUGCUGAUUAUCUAUACUCCUCAUGACCAGUGUCUACUGGCCCUGCCAAAACUGCCUUAAGAAAACAGGCAAUUAGCUGCCUGUGUGGCAGUUAGGAUUUUUUUUUUUUUUUUUUUGAGCAUUUAUUAUUGCUGGACAGAGUUGUUGAUGCUUUCUAUAACAUCGAGUGGAUAUUCUCUGACCAAAACAUUUUUCCAUUGCUGUGUCAUAGGGUCUGAAAUUCUUCCUUCAAAUAGGUUUUCUUUUUCAUUUUAAAAGACUUUAUGAUCUUCAAGAGUAAAUACCUUCAAGUCAUAAAAAUGAUAGCACAAAUUAAUGAAAAAGAGAACAGGAGUCAUAAAAUAAAGUUCUGAUACAUGCUACAAGAUGGACUGGCCUUGAAAACGUUAUGUUGAGUGAAGUAAGUCAGACACAAACGGGCAAAUAUUGUGUGAUCCCAUUUAUAUGAAGUAUCUAGAAUAGGCACAUCCAUAGAGCCCAGAGUUUAUCAGUGGUUACCAGAGGGGGGUGGGAGGUGGGAUGGGGAGUCACUGCUUAAGGACUAUUGAUUUUCUGUUAAGAGUGAUUAAAAAAAAGUUGGAAACGGAUAUUGGUGAUGGUUGCACAAGAUGAGUGUAAGAUCAAUGUCACCGAAUUGUACAUGUAAAAACUGGAAAUGGCAAAUGUUUUGGUAUGUAUAGUUUGCCACAAUAAAAGCUUUUUAAAUAAAAAAAUAAAAAGUACUUUCCUUCUAGGAAGGGUAGAGACUGUCAUGUCAAACACAGGCACUGAAUGCAGAAGAGCUUCACAGUUUUGUCCCAGGCGAGCUAUCUAAUAGUCUUUUUGGGGGGCCAUCCACCACCUCCUAGACUAACAUGUCUUGAGCAGCAGGAGUAAUGCUGACAAGUAGCCCCUGUAACCCUUUCAGAUAAAUAUCCUGAAAUAUAAUUUGAACUGAUUACCCAUCUUCCUCCACAAUUACGAGCUGUUUGCCUCAGUCAUAGUUGAAGCAUCCAGCCCUUAUCUUCUUUCAAGCCCAUUCAUGCUGCCCUCUGCAAUUUAGUGUCUGUCUCUUUGAGUGUGUUCUCUUUACCUUCCUGUUCUGAUGGAAGCCUGGUUCUUCCCUAAGGGCAUUGCUAUCUGCAUUCCUUCAAGUGGUAGUUUUGUCUCCGUCAACCCAUGUACUUCUCUGUACUGCUGUUUCUCCUUUAAUCAUCAAAAACCCAGCUCUUUUGAAAUGUAUAUCACUAGACUGCCGUCUAUUACCCAUCCAUGUUUUUGUCAUCUGCUGGCCUCCUGUCCACUCUCACUCACUAAAGUUUGUAGUACCCUGAAUAUUCCUGAGGAAUACAAAGAGGCAAUGUUUUUAGCCACAGACAUCUUGUUUAUAUACAGUUGCUCUUCUAUGGAAUAAAACUAUAUGUCUUUUUUUAGUUGGGAGGAAAAUAUGAAAUAAGAUCUCAUUUUGUAUAGCCUUGAUUAAAGGGAAAUGUGUAAGCCAAAUCUGCAUAGAGAGGAAAAUAUCUCCCUGGAUUUAGAGAGAUUUUGCAUAGAUGGUAUGUGCUGUGUUAAGUCUUAAACCCUUUCAUACCCAAUUAUUUUCUGUUUUGAAUUUUUUGUUGAUACCAUGUGUUUUAAUUAUGGAAGCAUGCUGAAUCUUUGAGUGUGUCUGAAUUUUUGAUAGCUAGUAUGGAUUUCUUUCUUGGCCCCUCCCACAACCCUAUCCUCAGAGUACCGUGGUAUAUAUGUGUACCCCUAAUUCUACCCUGGAUCCAGAGGUACAUAUGUGUACCAGUUAAAAAAUUUCAAACUCCAUAUUUUACCUAAAAAAAAAAAAAAAUCGAUUCAGCAUCACCUUAUAUAAUACUCUGUAAAUACAAACAGUAAUUUGCAGCACACGCUUAUUUCUUUGGUUUCAAACAGUCAUAAAGGUCUCCGCCAUGUGGCAGCAUGCACUAUCAGUGGGAAAGCAGCUUCCCAAUAAACCCCAGAGGCUGAAAAAGUAAGCAGUAACUAUAUGUACCGCCAGGGACAAAAGAGUUAACUUGGAGCUAAGAAGAAAAUUGAAACCAAAAAGAGCUUUAAGUUGCCAGAUAUUUCAGUUGAAUAAAAAUUCCUUAAAACUAAAUUUAAUUUCAGCUCUGUAUCCCCAGUGACAGAUUUCCUCUUUUGGUUUUUCUACACAAUAUGAGUAGAAAGUGAUGCUCAUAUUGUCAAAUUGUUUUUAAUAACUAAAUCCUUGUUAAUCACCUCUGAUAUUAUAAAACUGGAGUCAUGAAAGUGUUUUUGCAGAAAAUAUUGAUAAUUUCUCCAAUAAACAUCUAUUAUCCGUAGAGUUUUUUUUCUUCUUCUUUUUGCUCCCUUUUUUUGUGCAGAGUGGGGAGAAAACACUUAAAUCUGCGUUUCUUUAAGCAGCUGUUUUUGGGAUGAAGAAGUGAUUCUGGCUUGUCUCUGAUACAGACACAACAUGGAGUCUGUUACUUUCACAUGUGUAAUACUUAAUUCUCUCUAGCCAUUAGAAAUUUCCCUUCUGUUAUUUUCGUAGAGGACCUGUGUAGGCAUUUAGAGUCCCACCCCCACUACCUGGCCUCAUCUUGUGUUUCAAAUCUCUAUUAUUAUGUAGACUCAGUUGGCUGUAUAAAACCAGACAUGUUCCCUGAAGUCCACUUCUGUUCCAGAAGGUGGUUUAUGGGAGCGAAAAAACAAGAAGACAUAUUCGUUACUGGGCAGUGUAGAUACAGGACCUGACUAUUUCCCACUCCUACUGAUCAUUUCAAAUCCAGAUGGCACAAUUUGACUAUAUGGAUUGUAGGUAAGCAAAUAC